Aspergillus uvarum CBS 121591 is the source of this 3639-nucleotide messenger RNA. Its product is annotated as putative C2H2 finger domain protein. Lineage: Eukaryota; Fungi; Ascomycota; Eurotiomycetes; Eurotiales; Aspergillaceae. The transcript has a single exon. Bases 1 to 3639 code for a protein of 1212 amino acids. The record is from RefSeq and is a predicted model, not a curated record.
AUGUCUACGUUAUCACCCCAGCUUGUUCAGAAUGACUCGCCCACUGAAAUGAGUUUUCACGAUGUCAAUUUCUCCGAUCCCUAUCUCUCGGCUCCUGUGGACCCUGAUGAAGCCUCCUUCAAGUCGUCCGCUAUAAGGCUGACGCCGGUUAACGAGAACGAUCAUGGCACCACACUUUCUGCCUCGCCUCUGCUGGUACAGCCUUAUACUGAAGAUCCUGAGAUUAUCAACGAGGGCCCGGAGGCAUCUUACUCGGACUUUCUUAGCCCAACAGACGAUUUUUCCAGCGAUUUGAGUGCGCACACAUCCCCCAGCGUAGAUAUCCUGUCUAGCAAUCUGACUGUGGACGGGAACAUGGGCCUUGGUGUCUGGCAACAUGAUAAUGGAGUGUCACGGAGUAUACCAAGCCAUGGAUCUGUGGUACAUGCUGCGGCUCCGCAAAGCGCGGCAGAGCCGUCACAAGCAAUGGCGACGAGAAGCUCAGACAUUUCGGAAACAGCCGGCGUUCAAGUUGAGAUGCGGAUUCCACAGCCUCUUUCGCUGAACAUCAACGCACCAAGUGACAAUUUGAGUGUACAAGUGGGACCUGACUCAGCCCGAGCACGAAGCCCCAUUGUCAAGAUCGAGAGUUAUUCCCGAGGAGACUCACCAGUCAGGGAUGCUUCUCCGACUGAGCGAUGGCGGGGCUUGUCGUCCACGCAUUUGGCACCUAACGGAUUGACCACGGACUCGGAGCCGGAAGAGUUUGAGGAUAGCAACGAAGGCCUCAGCCCGGGCCAUACACCCAUAUCUCGGACACACAAUGGCUCCUGGGUUUCGAACACUGCCACGGGCCAGGCUGGUGUCGAACCGUUAUCUCGAGCGGAUGUUUACAUAUCCAGUCCAAACGAUUUGGAUGCCUGGAGACGACUGGAAGAGAAGAAUGCUGAUAUCCAGUCAUGGUCGGCUUCGGUCAGUGCUGCCAAUAGCGAUGCAGAGGAGGAAAUUCUCCUAGGCCGCGGUCGGAAGCGGCAUGUUGGCGCUCGGCGCAGGGCAAAAAGUGCCGGCGAUCCUUCUCUUCAGCAGGACUACUUCAACCUGAAAUCCCAGUCCCUAGAGCCGGUUGUUCCUGGACCUGGUCUUCUCCUUCACGAAAGCAGUGAUGAGGAGCCUAGUGAGUACCGAUCUGGUGACGAAAGACGAUCUGACUCGCCUGCAGCCGAUGCAAAUGAGAGCGAGUGGACCGGGGAAGGCCUAGAGGGUGUCCCUAGCACCGAGCGGAACAGACUGGAGGACAAUGACCCAUCGCCUCAUCAGUUCUUGAAGGCGCCGCCAUGGCAGGACAUUGAAUAUGACUCAGCCCCUCGCCCAACUAGGGUGCAGCCGUUAAGCUCCAGCGCAGCGAUGAUGGAGUAUCAACGACGAGCAAGAGACCUUGACAGUGCAUCUCGUGCGGCCACAUGGGGCACGCGAUACUUAAAAGAUGCCGAGGUUAACAGCAUCAUAGGCACCGGCAGUUCCUUCGAGAAUCUAACUAUCAGUGAUGAUAAGGGUAGGAAGCAUGAAAGAAGAAGCAGCCUCCGCAAGUAUCUACCGCGCAACCCCUCCCACCACCUCAAGAGACGACUAUCGGAUUUAUCCAUCAUUCCUCCGAGCGCCGAUACUGCUGGCAAGGUCGAUGGAUUGACAAACCCUUCUAUGAGAAAAGACAGUUUUCCCAACCGUAAAUUAAGUCUUGGUCGGUCUAGGUCGCCCAGCCUCAGCACCAGCAGUGCUGUUAUUGCGAUUGCCGGCCAGAUGGCUGCCAUUGGAGGCAAGGAUUCGCUGCGCGCUGCCUCACCAAGUUCGACGCUGAGCCCAUGGCCAGUUACCAAAGGACGUGGGCGAAGCAAAAGCGAGCUGCCAAGAGCGUCAUCACCCGGAUUGCUGGAUUUGAUGACGAGUCAUGGCGGGCCCCCUGUUCCUAACCUCGCAUAUUCCCCUCGAGUGAUCGACCGCGGUGUCCGCCUGCAAGGGGCACCUCAAGUGGGUCAUGCCACUGGCGACGCUGACGACGAAGAUGAUGACUUGCCAGCUGAAAAGGGUUUAGUGAUGCAGUUUCCGGUACAGUCACGCCUACCAGUACCAACGCUUGAUGGCUUCAGGUCCCAGGUUACCGAGUUGAAUCCCCGGCUACCUUCGGAGUUAGUCGAACGCUUCGCUCAGGAACAGCUUCGCCGAUACCGCAAGUUGGUUGACAGCAAGCAAAAACAUCUUCGAGACCUGGAGGCACGGAAAUGCACAUCCGGCUUAUUAUUCUGCUUUGCACAGGGUGGUGAAGCCAAGCUUCUAGCACCUCGUGGUAACCUCCACGUCCCAGACACAUCACACACGCCGUUCGAUAAUUCAAGUUGUAAUGAGGCUGGUGACAAUGCUCAGAGAGUGGGAGAAAGCAUAGUGACUGCCGCACAGUUCCCUUCAGGCGUGCCUUUGCCGCCAGUUCAACGGUUGCCAGCCGAAUUCGAGUGUCCAAUUUGCUUUCAGGUGAAAAAGUUCCAGAAACCAUCUGAUUGGACCAAGCAUGUCCACGAAGAUGUCCAGCCAUUCACCUGUACCUUUCCCCAUUGCACCGAGCCGAAGUCUUUCAAACGAAAGGCGGAUUGGGUUCGACACGAGAGCGAGCGACAUCGCAAGUUAGAGUGGUGGACGUGUACAUUUCCGGAUUGUCAUCAUACGUGCUAUCGGAAAGAUAAUUUUGUGCAGCAUCUCGUUCGAGAGCACAAGAUGCCGGAGCCGAAGAUGAAAAAAGCAAAGAACCCAGGACCCGGUAAUAAGGGGAAUGACUCGGUAAGCAUUAUAAUGGACACACAAGAGCACGGCCGUCGCGAACAAGGGGUCGAGCAGCUUUGGGAACUUGUGGAAAGGUGUCGACAUGAUACCCCCAGAGGCCCCAAAGAUGAACCAUGCCGGUUCUGUGGGAAUGUCUGUAGCAGCUGGAAAAAGCUUACGGUGCACUUGGCUAAACACAUGGAGCAAAUUGCGAUGCCUAUCCUGGGGCUUGUAAACGAACGGGAGAUGUCACCGAAUGGUAGUGCCAGUGCCAACAGCGUGCCAAAUCCUCAUGGGCCCGGCUCGAUGCCGAUUACGAACGAGCCAGCCUGCUCCCUCCCGCAGUCCACUGGUAUGAAUACUACUUGCUCAGACGGGACUUUGAGCCUCACACAGGCACCACAUUUGAGCAAUAAUGCCGAUCGGCAGAGCUCUGGAGAGCCCAUGGUGGCUUUGACUCCUACAUGCUUUGCCCACCCGACCACCAUGUCGGGCGGCUUUUCUACGGAGCCUGAGACGAUGGACGCGUAUCAUGACAUUUCGACCUCAGGUUACCUUUCGAGCCUGCCAGGGGAGUCUGCAGAUCAGUUGCGGUUCGUGGCCACGCACCAGAACUCGGUUACGUAUCCACCCCCAUUCAACGCUGGCCCUCGGGUUCGGGUGGUCAAUCCUGAAAUGAAUGUGCUGCAAGAUUCGUACGAAAUAACUAUGUCGCCCACGGAAAUGCAACCCGCCUUCAGUGCGCAGAACCUAAUGAACCUUUCAGCGUCUGCGGAGGAUCGUCAUGGCUUCCCCAAAUCCAUGGCUCAGACUAUUCCUUUUGUCGCUGGAGUUUACGGCGAGCAAGGCUGA